AUGGAGGAGGAGAGCGGCAGGGGGCCACCGCAGCACCACUUCGUGCUGGUGCACGGCGUCUGCCACGGCGCGUGGUGCUGGUACAGGGUGACCACCCUCCUCACCUCCGCGGGCCACCGCGUCACGGCGCUGGACAUGGCGGGGUGCGGCGCCAGCCCCGUGUGCGGCGAUGAUGUGGCGUCCUUCGAGGACUACAGCCGGCCGCUCCUGGACACGGUGGCCGCGCUGCCGCCUGGGGAGCAAGCGGUCCUCGUCGGACACAGCUUCGGCGGCCAGAGCCUCGCGCUGGCCAUGGAGAGGUACCCUGACAGAGUCGCCGUCGCCGUGUUCGUCUCCGCCGCCAUGCCCGCCGCCGGCAAGCCUAUGGCGCUCGUCUUGGAAGAGUUUUCCAAAGAAACGGGGCCAGAUUUCUACAUGGACUGCACAUACAGCGCCAGCAGCAAUCCUGAGUAUCCGGUGGAGACACUUCUGCCAGGGCCAGAGUACUUAGCCAAGAGAUUGUACCAGCUCAGCCCUCCUGAGGAUCUGACCUUGGCAAAGGCGAUGGUGAGGCCAUCCCGAUCGUUCCAGGACGACGGGAUGCUGCAGAGGAACAACGUGCUGACGGCAGACAGGUACGGCGCCGUGAGGCGGGUGUGCGUCGUCGCCGAGGACGACGCGUCGUGGUCGGCGGAGUUCCAGCGUCGCGUGGCCUCGUGGAGCCCCGGCACCGAGGUGAGGGGCCUGCAGGGAGCUGAUCAUAUGGUCAUGCUCUCCAAGCCAACGGACCUCUCGGACCUACUUGUUGAGAUAGCCAACAUGUAG
Molecule: messenger RNA, 804 nt
Organism: Miscanthus lutarioriparius
Lineage: Eukaryota; Viridiplantae; Streptophyta; Magnoliopsida; Poales; Poaceae
Source: the annotation of a GenBank genome assembly